AUGUUCCACCAGCCAGAGGCCAAGAACCCCUCUCUCCCUCCCACAAUUGUCGCCAGGCCAGGCCAGGCCACAGGGGCCUUUCAGAUUGAGGGCGACGGGCUGUCUGGCAGCAUGCCAGCGGCAGGCGUGAGUGACGAGAGGGAACAGGUUUUGUCCAUGUGCGCGGCGUGUCCUUUAUUUUAUGACAUGCAAUCGGCCCUUGGUGCUGAACAAUCGGCAGUGUGCCCGAACUUGGGUUUCCAACCUCCAGCAUCGUUCUUUGGAGACGGCUUCGUGGAGAUGCCCUUGGUGAAAGCCUACACAACCGUCCAGCUUCAUGUGCAGUUUUACACCAGCCAGCGAAGUGGACUCCUCUUCUUAGCUGCUGGGCAGGCGGACUAUCUCCUGCUGGAACUCCGUGCGGGCAUCCUACAGGCAAGGGUGGACCUGGGUUCAGAGGAACUGACCCUCAAGUCCCCAGCGGAGCCGCAACUCAACAACCUGGUGAUCCACGAUGCUGAUCUCCUGGUGGCAAACGGGCAGAUGUCCUUGACUGUGGACGGCCUCUUCAAUGCCUCCGUGGCACUCCCAGCCCCUCCGCGUCAACUGGAGAUCGAUUACGGCCUCUACGUGGGAGGGACGGGGAGCCUGGAACUGCCAUACCUCACCGGAGCAAGCUUGCCCUUCAGGGGCUGCCUCCACGCCGUGACGUUCAACGACCACGAUGUCCUCUCCGCCCUGGCGUCCAACUCCGGCGCCAAGAGAGUCAACGGCAUCCGAGAGGGGUGCAGCGAGGAAUUCUCUGCUGGGCCUGAUGAUCCCUUGGGCUUUUUGGGACCAAAUUCUUAUAUCGCAUUCCCUGGUUGGAGCGCGAGAGCAGAAGGGACCGUUGAGUUCGUGAUCACCACCAGCGUGAAGCAGGCGCCCCUGAUUUACCAGUCAGGACUGCAGAACGACUUCUUCUUUCUGGAAAUCUUUGACGGGCGCCUGAGAGGGGUGGUGGAGAAAGGGAACGGGCCCGUCGUGCUCCACAACAACGUCUAUCUCAGCGACGAGCAGGAACACUACGUCAAGGUCCACGUGGACGUCCGUCGGUUCGAAAUCCUCGUGGACUACUACGCCUCUCAGACCUCCAACAAGGGUAUCCAUAACUACCUCGAUCUCCAAGGGCCGCUCUUUGUGGGUGGCCUGAACGAGAAGGCCGCCAACCGGUUGAGGGAGCGCCGGCUGCCUUUCAACUCAGGGAACGGCUUCUCCAGCAGCUCCUUUGUGGGAUGCAUGGAGGACCUGAGGAUAAACCUGGAGAAGAGAAGCCUGCGCGAUGCCCUCGUCACCCGGGACAUGACAGCAGGCUGCGGGGCACUGGAACAAUUUGUGGACUACGAUGAUGCAUACGAGCAGGACGAAGCUCCCACGAGCCCUCCUCCAGAUUAUUGGCAGGGCCCAGUUAUGGAACCCUGCCGCCCGGACCCCAGCCUCCCCCCGGUCUUUGCCAACUUCACCAAACUGUUGCAUGUCAGCCCUUUGGUGGUUGCCGAAGGAGGCACCGCUUUCCUGGAGUGGCGGCACACCCAGCCAACCAUCGACCUCAACAGCGCUAAUAUCAGGCAGUCUCAGGUCCUCUUCAAAGUCACCUCAGACCCACGGCAUGGCCAACUGGAGCUAGACCUCUUCAGCGUCAGGAGCAGAAGGAAGUUUACCCUGUUGGAUGUCAUGAAUCGGAAAGUCAAGUACGUCCACGAUGGCUCGGAAGGGCCUAUGGACCAGGUGUUGCUGGAGGUAACCGUCACUUCCAGGAGAGGGAUUCCAGAAUGCUUAUGGCAAGGUCAGAUAUAUUUGCUGCCCAUAAAGAUCAACCCGGUCAACGAUGCCCCCGAAGUCGUAUUCCCACACGGAGACCUCAUGGUCAUUCUGGAGCACACCCGCAAGGUCCUGAACUCCGAGAUCAUCCAAGCCCUCGAUGACGACACCCCUUGUGAUAGCUUGCGGUUCCAGCUGCUUGGCGGGAAAAGAAUGGAAGAAGGUUACGUAGAGCACUACUUAAAUCCUGGCGUCCCGAUCGAGGAGUUCUCCUGCAGAGAUUUGGAAGCAGGCCAUGUGGUGUACGUCCACCAAAGGGGGCCUUCAUCACCGCUCAUAUUCCAAGUGAACGACGGCGUGGUCAUGAGUCCAGUCGCUACCUUGAGGGUGGUCGCCAUGGAGCCGGACAUCCAAGUGCGGAACAACACGGGCCUCUUUGUCCCACAAGGAGGUGUCGUCCCAAUCACGACAGCCAACCUCUCCGUGGAAACCAAUGCAGUCCAGCAAAAGGUUCCCAUCCUGUAUCGGUUGACGGCGCCCUUCCAGUAUGGUGAGAUCCAAAAGCAAGCAGCCCUGGGUGGGGAAUGGAAGACAGUCGAGUCGUUUCACCAGCAAGAUGUUGAGCAAGGGCGCAUCCGGUAUUUCAGCACAGACGUGGAGCACCUUGUAGAAGAUGUGACCGAGAAGGUGCAGUUUGUGGUCCAGGUGGGUCAGAAGACCCUGAGAAACAACACAUUCCUCAUCAAAAUCAAGAGGGCCACCAUCAUGAUGAAGACAAUGGUCUCGCUCCAGAUGAAGAAUGAGAGACAGAGAAAUAUCACUGCUGCUGAGCUGGAGGCGGUUUUAGAGGAGUCGGGUUCUGACCCAGUAUUUUUCCACUAUCUGGUAAUUCAGCCACCCAAAAAGGGAAACCUUGAACUCCAUGGCAGUAGGCUGACCGAUGGCUUUGGUUUUACCCAAGAGGAUUUGCAAAACCAUCACCUGAGCUACACUGCAACCAUCCGAGACUCAAAGGAAAGUGAAGACUUCUUCCAGUUCCGGGUCAUGGCAGAGGAACACUACUCCCCCGUGUACACUUACAGAAUACAUAUUGGGGGAGAUCCAGACGCUCCUACACUGACCAAUGUCCUUUUGUCGGUCUUAGAGGGAGGGCAGGCUGUAAUUUCCAGGGACCAUUUGUUUGUCAAGACCGUGAACAGUAUGGAUUAUAUGUACGAGGUGAUCGAUGGCCCAACACACGGGAAGCUGAUCUGGAGAACCUCCGGGAACUGGCCGUCCAGCGAGGAGUCUGUAGCAAAGUUCACCAACGAAGACAUUCUCCAGGGCCAUCUUGUGUACCAACAUGAUGAUUCCGAGACCCUGGAGGAUGACAUUCCCUUUGUGGCCCUCAGGCAAGGUGAGGGGAGCUUAGACCCGGAUGCAGAGGAAGUGAGGGGUGUCUUCCGAGUCUCCAUUCAGCCCGUGAAUGACCACACGCCCGUCCAGGUGGUGAACAAGGUCUUUCACGUGGUGCGUCAUGGACAGCGCCUGUUGACCACCGACGACAUUGCCUUCAUUGACGAGGACUCGGGUUUCUCGGACACGCAGCUGGUGUUGGUGAGGAAGGACAUUCUCUUUGGCAGCAUAAUCGCCCCGGACAACAGGAGCCUCCAGGUGUACCGUUUCACUCAGGACGACCUGAGGAAGAAGAAGAUUCUCUUUGUCCAUUCGGGGGCCGACCGAGGCUGGAUCCAGUUCCAGGUCUCCGAUGGCCUCCACCAGAUCGCGACGCUUCUGGAAGUGCAGGCCUCUGACCCUUACCUCACCAUCAAGAACCACACUGGCUUAGUCGUCCACCAGGGUGGCCGAAGGGCCAUCGACUCCUCCGUCCUCAGCUUGGAAACCAACAUGGAUAUCCGGAACGACGAGGACGUCCUCUUCCGGAUUAUAGCCCCGCCCCAAGGAGGAGUGGUUCUUCGUGGGGAUCAGGAGGUGUCCUCCUUCACUCAGAAGGACCUGCUGUCCGGAGAAGUGGUUUACCAGCACAACGGGACCAAAAACUCCCAGGAUAGGAUCCAUUUCUCUGCCGAAGUGAAUCAGGUGGUCAUGGAAGGUACACUGGCGGUCACGGUGUCUCUAGAUUCCCACCCUAGCCCACUCAACUUUGUUCAUCACGAAAGGAUCCACAUUCUCCAAGGCGAAGCAGUGGAGAUCAAGAACGACUAUUUGCUGGUUCAACAUGAAGACGUCCCUCCCCAGGAUAUAGUCUACACGGUCACCAUCCCUCCUCUCUCGGGGUUCCUGGUGGCCUUGUCUCAGGGCCCCACCUCAGAAGAACCUCCAAACUUGGACCCCAUCCAGUCCUUUACCCAAGAAGACAUCAAUGAAGGCAAAGUACUAUACCUCCACUCCAACCCAGAGAUACAGAGUGACCAGUUCACGGUAGACAUCACAGCCAAUGGGGUGGAUACCCUAGAGGGAGUCGUGGUGUCCCUGGAGAUCCUCCCAAUUUCAAUACCUCUGGAAGUUCACAACAUCACCGUCUUAGAAGGGAGCACGAGGGCCGUCUCCAUGGACGUCCUCAAUAUUCCCAGCACGUACUUCUCAGCUCUCAAUGUAGAGUUCAUCGUACUGAAAGGUCCAGAGCAUGGAAUUCUCCAGAACACAGAGAGACCCGAAGAGGGCAACCUGCUUGCCUUCUCCUGGUUUGAGGUAGAACAACAGCUGAUUCAUUACGUGCACGACGGCAGCGAAUCCUUUGCGGAUGGAUUCACGGUGGUGGCCAAUGUCUCUGAGGUCAACCAGCAGAGUCAACCCAGGACGGUCUCCAUCGAGGUCAUUCCAAGCAACGACGAGGCGCCGGUAGUGUUGGUCAACAGAGAACUCCAGAUGCCCGAAGGUGGCACAGCCGAAAUUACUCCCGAGCUCCUCAGAAGCGAAGACGAAGAUACCCCUCCGGAGGAAGUGGUCUAUUCCAUCAGGAUCCCCGUCAACGGGAAAGUCACGCUGAAGUCCGCACCCCAAAACAGGGCCCUGCGGUUCUCCCAGGCUCAGAUAAACAGCCGGCUUGUUCAGUUCAUCCACGAAGGAGCCCUGGAAGGAGGUUUUUCUUUCGAUGUAUCUGAUGGAGAGAACAUGUCCCCCGGGCAUUUUUUUGCUGUGGUCGCCCAUAAGAAGCCAACCAUCACUCUGGAAAACAAGCAAGACUUAACCGUUUGUCCAGGUUCUUCCCAGCCGAUCACCACGCAGAACUUGAAAGCGGCAGCCAAUGAUGAGGCAGAGACUCAGUCCAUAGUCUAUAUCAUCGAACAGCCCCCAAAGUUUGGCCGGUUGGUCAACGGCCCGAAGGGCGGCGCAGGAGGGGACCUGAAGAACUUCACCCAGGCGGAGGUGGAUAACGGGGAGAUCUUCUAUCGGCACGAAAUGCCGGACCAACCUUUCUGGCUUCUCCAGGAUGCCUUGCACUUCCGGAUUUCCUCUCCAUCCACAACCACAGACCCGUACAUCCUCGGACUGUCGGUCUCGUUCGAAAUCAGCUGUCCCCAGCAUACCACUCGCCUGUGGAGAAACAAAGGUCUCGUAGUUCCAGAAGCCCAAAGCGCCGCGAUAGGCACCUCCUUGCUGGAUGCUUCUAACCUCCUUGCCAAAGAACCAGAGUCCAAGAGAGCGGCGUACGAUGUGAUCUUUCUGGUUACGGAGCUACCCCGCCACGGGAGUCUGUCCCUCCCUGACGGGCCCGUCAAUCGAAAGCAUCCCUAUUUCCUGCAAUCCAACCUGAAGGAAGGGGGUUUGGAGUAUGCUCACCAUGGGUCUAGUAUUCUCGACGACGGUUUCAAAUUUAGCGCUUGGCUCCGGGGCAUUGCUGAGGAAUCCCUUCAGCCCCCACGGAAAGGACUCGUCAUUUCCGGGACAUUCAACAUAACAGUGAGCGACAGCAACGAGAUGCCACCACAGCUGAUCAGCCAAGGAGCAGUUCUACAGGUUCUCCACAACUCUCCUUUGAAGCUCUCUCAAGAGCUCUUGAACGUCAUGGAUCCUGACAGCUCCCCGGAUGAAAUCAAGUACAAGGUCCUUUCUGGGUCUUCCGGUGGCUUUGUGGCAAACGUACGCAAUAAACAAGUACCUAUAACCCAGUUUACCCAGGCGGAUAUCAAUGCCGGGCACUUAAUGUUCGUUGCCAACGGGACUAACUCUCCCGGGACUUUAGACCUUUCCAUCUCUGAUGGACACAACCCCUCCAUCUCCACUUCUCUGGAAGUCAUGGUUCUUCCAGCGACCACAUGGGCAACCGACCAGACACCCUUGGAAAUUGCCCAGGAGGUGAACAUGGCUUCAUUGUCCCAAGAACACCUUCUGGGGCCUUCAGGCCAAGGAGAGCCAAACACUGUCUACAGACUUAUCCGGGACCCCCAGUUUGGCCAAGUCCGAGUGAAUCAAAAGCCAGCUAGAGACUUUUUGCAGAAGCAGGUGGACAACAGGGAAGUGACUUUUACCUUCACAGAUUUCACCUCCCCCAAAGACGAGUUCCAGUUCAUCGCAACAUCAGGAGGGGUCAAUAUAUCGGGCACAGUGAAUGUAACGGUCAGGGCCUUGGUCAAAACUCAGGAGGAUCUCCUCUGGCCAAGGGGCACCACCAUCGUACUCAACACCGACAUCCUUGACGCAAGUGAGUUGGGCAACAGGACAAAGAGCGUCCCAGUUUUCAAGAUCCUCCGAGAACCCCGAGGGAGCCAUUUCGUGAAAGUCUUCCGAGACAAGGGGGACCACCCCAUCUCCAUCGACGCCUUCGACCAGCGCGACCUUGAGAGAGGGACGGUGGCGUUAGAAAUCUGGGACGCGGAAGACUCGGGGCCGGGUCUCCAGUGGGACAGCUUCCAGUUCGAGUUGGUGGCCGAGGGGGUCCCCCCUGCUUUGGAGUCCAUGACGUACAGCACGGAAGCCUUCAACUCCUCGUCGACGUAUGGCGCGACACUGCUGCAUGUGCCCGAUCUCCAAGACAACAACCAUGCCCCCACAACCCAAAGCACCACCCCUUCUUCCAAGACACUUUUGAGCUGGCCCCGAGGGUCAGAGACCCCCGGCCGUAGCUCCAGCAAGCCACCCGCACUUCUCACCGCGUGGGCGGGCCAUGGCAUGACCACCGGCGCUUCUCCGACGGAAAGGGGCACCCUCCUCAGCUUCAUCGAAGCCAACAUGUUCAGCAUCAUCCUGCCCAUCUGCCUCAUUCUCCUGCUGCUGGCCCUGAUCCUGCCCCUGCUAUUCUACCUCCACAAGCGUAACAAGACCGGCAAGCACGAUGUCCAGGGGACGCCCCCCAAAUACAAGAACGGGACCGUGGGGGACCAGGAGACCUUCCGGAAGACAGACCCCAACCAAGCCAUUCCUCUGAUGACCAUCAACACGCUAGAGGCCAAAGGGCCCGCCUCGAAAGGGCCCGGAGGGCAGCAGGAUCCAGAGCUGCUCCAAUACUGUAGGACAUCCAACCCGGCCUUAAAAAACAGCCAGUACUGGGUGUGAGCACUGGGGCUG
Molecule: messenger RNA, 7287 nt
Organism: Euleptes europaea (tarantolino)
Lineage: Eukaryota; Metazoa; Chordata; Lepidosauria; Squamata; Sphaerodactylidae
Gene: CSPG4
Product: chondroitin sulfate proteoglycan 4
Exons: 10
Coding region: 1-7275 (2424 amino acids)
Source: RefSeq, a predicted model, not a curated record